This is a messenger RNA of Penicillium subrubescens, 954 nucleotides long. Its product is annotated as SDR family NAD(P)-dependent oxidoreductase. The record is from RefSeq and is a predicted model, not a curated record. Gene Ontology annotation, molecular function: oxidoreductase activity. Gene Ontology annotation, cellular component: cytosol. NCBI's taxonomy places the organism in Eukaryota, Fungi, Ascomycota, Eurotiomycetes, Eurotiales, Aspergillaceae. The coding region runs from base 1 to 954 and encodes 317 amino acids. The transcript is spliced from 3 exons.
AUGGAUGUCGACGCUGAGCUGAAAGCCUUCUCUUUCACACAAAAGGCCCACCGCGAUGUCUAUCUUGCCAUUGAUCCCCGUCGUCCUGAGCUUUCCCAAGCUGGAAAGGUCAUUAUCGUCACCGGUGCUUCCCGUGGAAUCGGCAAGCUAGGCUUCGCGGCUUCAUUCGCUCACGCAAAUGCUUCUGCCAUCGUGCUGAUUGGGCGAUCAGUUGAUGACUUGGCCGAGACAGAGAAGCUUGUCAACAGGAUCAAUGCCAAAACGAAAGUUCUGUCAAUCCCUCUCGAUAUCACCGAUGCGACUGGUGUGACCAAAGCGUUUGAAGACAUUGUUGCCCGAUUUGGAGCUCCCCAUGUCCUCAUAAACAAUGCUGGCUACAUCAACCCUCUUGAUACCAUCAUUGAUGUCGACAUUGGUUCAUGGUGGAGAACCCAGGAAGUCAACGUUAAGGGAACCUUCCUCAUGUCUCAAGCUUUCCUGAAAACCAUUCGAGACACCCCCUCGACCUCUAGAACUAUCGUCAAUGUAGCCUCGAUGGCUGCACAGGGAUUCCCACCUGGCAUGAGCUCCUACUCUCCUUCCAAGAUAGCAUUGUGCAAGUUCACAGCAUAUCUCACUCAGGAAAAUCCCGAGAUUACUGCUGUGAGUCUGGAUCCAGGUCUUGUGCCGACGGAUAUGGGACAUGGUGUGCCAUACCUUGCCGGAUACUUACAUGAUACUCCGGAACUGUCUGGAGGCGUUGCGGUGUGGCUGGCUACGGGUGACAAGAAGUUCUUAACCGGCCGAUACGUUGCGGCAAACUGGAAUGUAGAGGAGCUGGAGAGCAGAAAGGAGGAAAUAAAGGAUGGCGAUCUCCUGAUAUUCGGGUUGAGGGGGAAGUUUGGUCUCCCUGGUGUCGUUGUCGAAGGACGGAAACAGAGAUCACAUUAUCUGCAGAGCCCCAAAGGGAAAUAA